Messenger RNA from Sorex fumeus (smoky shrew), 1798 nucleotides. It is a transcript of the gene GGCT, whose product is annotated as gamma-glutamylcyclotransferase. Bases 76 to 645 code for a protein of 189 amino acids. The record is from RefSeq and is a predicted model, not a curated record. The transcript has 4 exons. NCBI's taxonomy places the organism in Eukaryota, Metazoa, Chordata, Mammalia, Eulipotyphla, Soricidae. Gene Ontology annotation, molecular function: gamma-glutamylcyclotransferase activity.
GGCCCCGCGAGGUGCCCUGGCCGCUCCUCCGCCUCCAGCUGCCCAUCUCUCGGCCGUGCGAGCGUCCGGCGGGCCAUGGCGAGCUCGGGCUGCACCGGCCUGCGCGGGCGGGAGGAGGACGAGAGCUUCCUGUAUUUUGCCUACGGCAGCAACCUGCUGACGGAGCGAAUCCACCUCCGAAACCCCUCGGCCGAGUUCUGCUGCGUGGCCCGGCUGCAGGAUUAUAAGCUUGACUUUGGCAAUUCUCAAGGCAAAACAAGCGAAACUUGGCAUGGAGGUAUAGCCACCAUUUUUCAAAGUCCUGGCGAUGAAGUUUGGGGAGUAGUGUGGAAAUUGAACAAAAGCAAUUUAAGUUCUCUGGAUGAGCAAGAAGGUGUUAAAAGUGGAACCUAUGUUGUAAUAAAAGUGACUGUUCACACCCAAGAAGGAAAAGAAAUAACCUGUCGAAGUUAUCAGAUGAGGAAUUACGAGAGUGCUCCCCCAUCACCGCAGUAUAAACAGGUCAUUUGCCUGGGUGCAAAAGAGAAUGGUUUGCCACUGGAGUAUCAAAAGAAGUUAAAUGCAAUAGAACCAAAUAACUAUCAAGGAAAGGUCUCAGAUGAAAUUGAAGGCAUUAUAAGAAAGGAGGAAACAAGAACUCAUUAGAACAUACUAAAAUAUGUCUAAGGGUGUUUUUCCUGUGUGCUAAUCGAAAGCAUUUUUAAUGUUUUUAAAACAAAUCAGAUAUUUCUGUGUUUACUGUAUUUUCAAUAACGGACUGGAGAAAUGUCUCACUUGGGUAAUUUCUUGUUUCAGACUAUACAAAGAAAUAAGGUUAGGAGUUAGACGAUUGAGGGGCAGAAGGCAUCAGUGGGGAUGGUGAAUGGAUGUGGGUGCUCCUUCUUUGAACACUACUCAAGAACAUUCUUGCACUGUGGUGGACAGAUUUGUAGUUUUACUGAUGGUGCUGGUGGGUCGCUCUGCUAUGGACUGUUUUAUGACCAGCAGAAGUGUAAGCAAACUAGACAGUUGACCAGAAAAACUGAAAUUAAAAAGAUGGCAUUUGUUCUAAUGAGAACAAAUGCAUUUGUGACUUAAUCUGAAUCCUGCCUAAGUGUUACUUUUCAUUUAGGGAGCUGGACUAAAGCAGUCACAUGGACUGGGUCUUUUCUGGCUGUAUCUAGUCCAGUCCAGAGAAGUGCUCCGUGAGUUUUGACUACUCAUGACUCCUCCUCACCCGAGAAAUGCAACACGGAUGGCCACCCCCAGAAACACAAUAGAUUGAUCAUGGUUGGUUGUUGCAUAUUCAGAAACCUUUCACUAUUGCCUCCCAAAUUUUUGUGACUCUGAUGAUCAGUUGCAUGACAUAAUAUGGGGUCAUAAUCCAAUCUUUUGUGAAGCUUGGGAGUAGAGGAUUAUUGCAGACUCAAAACAGGUAGUCUCGGAACAAACAUCAAUUUCUCUACUUUCUAAUGGAGAGAUACUUGGGUAUGGCUCUGUGCCUCAUUUUUUUGGUUUGUUUGUUUUAGGGUUUUUUGUCUGUAGAAGAAGAGUGAAAAAUACCUAUUAGAAUUAUUCUGAGGAGUACAUAUGAGCGACUGAAUUUAGAACAGUUGUUAGCCAUCAUUAUUGUUCUUCCUGAAGAAUUCAGUUUGUGCAAGGCCAUCAUUGUAAAGGGAGUUGGAAGCAGAAGAGUCGACAUUAUGAGGAGGAAAUGUUUUCUGAAAACUUUCAUUGGAUUCAGGGCUUAUCAAGAAAUGGUCAUCUUAAAUGUAUUUACUGAAUGAAUAGAGGAGAAGAGUCAUUAAUAAAACAAUGC